ACAAGCGCAGCAUCCCAUACCUUCAUCCAUCCACCACCAACCCACCUAACAGCGCUAUGAGAGCCAGGAUGAGAGUGGCACUGCUGUUUCUGGCAGCCGCUGUUUGGGUGGCAAGCGCUCAGACCAGCAACAGCAGCAAUCAGCAGCAGCAGCAGCAGCAGCAACGCAGCAUCUGGGAUGAGCCCAUUAGAUUCACCACCAAGACCAAGGACUCCUGCACCAUGGUGGUGUCUGGAGCUGGGGACUAUACUCGUCUGCGCGUCUCCUGCAAAGGUCCAAGCCAGGGUCAGACCCAGGGACGCUCCUACUACUGCGACUUCCAGGGCAAACCCAACGUGUGCCGCGCCUACAACCUCAACCCUCGCCACUACUUCACCCAGGUGAUGUGGGACAUGAGGAAGCUGAGCCAUGCUUGCCAGGGACCCAAAAUCUACCGCCCAGCGAUGUGCAAGAAAUACCCCGAAGAGGCUCAGAUGACCUUCCUGGCCUCCUGGCCCAAGACCACCACACAAAAGCCCUCCAGACCUGUGCAGGAUCCACGUAAGCCUGUGGUGCCCGCCCCGAACAAACCUGUGGUGCCACCCCAGAACAAACCAGUCACUACUCCUAAACCUGUCAAGCCCCAUCAGCAGCCCAACAAGCCCCAGCCAGGCAAGGGCCCAACCCAGCCCAAGAAAGCUACCCCCAAGCCUGGGAAGACCACUACCCGUCCCACAGAGCAGACCGACGUGAAAGCCUCCCGCAUCGCCAAUGAGUAUUGCUGGAAGAGCUUCCACGGCGUCUGCACCUACUUCAUCAGCUGGUUCCAAAACUGAGGUGAUACUGCAGACACAGAUUGGAAACAGCAGCGUCAGAUCUCUUCUCGACUAUCUUCGACCUCUCCAGGAUCUGUACGGGAGCCUCUGGAGUGAUUUUGUCGCCUCGUGAGGUCCGACUCCCCACACUGCAACAUCUUACGGCAGAGCCAAAAACACUCUACCUACACCUGUGUACGGUUAGGGGAUGAUUGCUUGUGCUGUCUUGUGGUGCACGUGUCUUUAAAAAAAAAAUCUAAUUGUAAAACACACAGCAAGGCAAAAAGGUAAAAUAUGGCAGGCAUGUGAUUCUUUUUGUAAAUGAUGUAAAAUCGUGUCACGUAAAUAUUCCAACAUGUGAAGAGAAUAAAGUCAGUUGGGAGACAUC
This is a messenger RNA of Eleginops maclovinus (Patagonian blennie), 1182 nucleotides long. It is a transcript of the gene fgfbp2b, whose product is annotated as fibroblast growth factor binding protein 2b. The transcript has 3 exons. Gene Ontology annotation, biological process: cell-cell signaling. Lineage: Eukaryota; Metazoa; Chordata; Actinopteri; Perciformes; Eleginopidae. The coding region runs from base 57 to 815 and encodes 252 amino acids. Gene Ontology annotation, molecular function: growth factor binding. The record is from RefSeq and is a predicted model, not a curated record.